Molecule: messenger RNA, 1900 nt
Organism: Lagopus leucura (white-tailed ptarmigan)
Lineage: Eukaryota; Metazoa; Chordata; Aves; Galliformes; Phasianidae
Product: zinc finger protein CKR1-like
Exons: 3
Coding region: 95-1900 (601 amino acids)
Biological process (GO): regulation of transcription by RNA polymerase II
Molecular function (GO): RNA polymerase II cis-regulatory region sequence-specific DNA binding; DNA-binding transcription factor activity, RNA polymerase II-specific
Source: RefSeq, a predicted model, not a curated record
GCGGCGCCGGGUCGGAACGCGGCCCCAUAGAGCCCUCAUAGGGCUUCCGACGGGACCCACGGUGGAGGACCGGGGGGGGAGGGAACGGACCCUCAUGGCGGCACCCAGCGAGAGGCAACAGCGGAGGAAGAGGAGGAGGAGGAGGCGGAAACUCCGCCGCGUCCAAUGGAGGCCGCCGUGCCGAAGGUCCUACGGGGGGUCCGGCAACGGGAUGAGGACGGAAGCCCACGGGAGGAACUCGUGCCACGGAUGCGAGGUGGAGGAGCCCGCGUCCCGCCGGAUGUCCGUCACGGCCAGGAGGGUGAUGCGCUCCUUCGUGGCCUCCCUGUCCAGGGGUUUGGUCAGCGAUGCGGAUCAGCGCCGGCGGGAGAGGCGGGGGUCCUUCAUCGGGACCCUGGAACUCAGGGCGGCGGUGGAUGCGGCGAUGGAGGGCAGAGGGUUUCCCUGCCCUAUAGGGGAUGCCCUGCCUGCCAUGGAGCUGCUGGACACGGCGCUGUACCGCGACGUGAUGCACGAGAGCUACGAGACGCUGAUGUCCAUCGCUCAGGGCUUGGUGAACCCCAGAGCAGCAGCUGAGGAUGCUGUGGGGCUGGAGGAGGACGCUGUGGGCUCAGAGGAGCCCCCGAUGCUCCCGCCCCAAAACCCGGCGCAGAACCGAUUGCUGGGAUCCAACAGGCGGAAAGCGAAGCGCCCCGACAAAGCCGUCCCUAUCGGGGUCACGCAGACGCCCCCCGCCGCCCCGACCCCAAAACCCAACGGCGUGAAGCCGUCCCGGGUUCGGGACCGUCCGUUCGGCUGCCCCGAUUGCGGCAAAUCCUUCCCAUGGGCGUCGCAUUUGGAGCGGCACCGGCGGAUCCAUACGGGAGAGCGGCCCUACAGCUGCCCCGAAUGCGGCGAAUCCUACAGCCAAAGCUCCCACCUCCUCCAGCACCGCCGGACCCACAGCAGCGACCGACCCCACAAAUGCCAACAGUGCGGCAAACGUUUCUCCGGCGCCGCCGAAUUGGCGGCUCACAGCCGGGGCCACGCGGCCGAAAAACCCCACAAGUGCGGCGACUGCGGGAAGGGUUUCGUUUGGGCUUCGCACUUGGAGAGGCACCGGCGGGUUCACACAGGGGAGAAACCCUACGAGUGCCCCGAAUGCGGGGAGGCUUUCAGCCAGGGUUCGCAUCUGGCCAAGCAUCGCCGCAGCCACGCGGGCCGGCGGCCGCUCCGCUGCUCCCCCUGCGGGAAACGCCGAAGCUCCGAGCCGAGCCGCCAGCGCCGCCGCGGCCACGUGGGGACGAAACCUCCGCGCUGCGCCGACUGCGGGAAGCCUUUCCGCGCCGCGCCGCCUCUGCUGAGGCACCAGCGGCGUCACCGCAGGGAACGCGGCCACCAUCGCUGCGGGGAUUGCGGCAAGGGUUUCGCCUGGGCGUCCCACCUGCAGAGGCACCGCAGGGUUCACACGGGCGAGCGGCCGUUCCCGUGCGGGCUGUGCGGGGAGAGCUUCUCGCAGAAAGCCCAUCUGCUGCAGCACGGCAAGACGCACCGCCCCGAGCGGCCCUGUAAGUGCGGGGACUGCGGGAAGCGUUUCGAGGACGCGCCGCCCUUCCUGGCGCAUCGGCGCGGCCACGCGGCCCUCAAAUGCUUCAUCUGCGGGGACUGCGGGAAGGGAUUCGCCUGGGCGUCCCACCUGGAGAGGCACCGGCGGGUGCACACCGGGGAGAAGCCCUACGAGUGCCCCGAGUGCGGGGAAGCCUUCAGCCAGGGCUCCCAUCUCACCAAGCACCGCCGCAGCCACGGCCCCAAAGUGGCUUUGGUCCUCGUGGAGGAAGGGGAGGAGGAAGGGGUGGAGGAGGGAGGGAGCCUGCGUGGGGUGCCGCUGGGCUGCGGGGCCGAGGAGAGCCUGCGGCGGUGA